AAUGAAGCUGGCAAAAGCACAGCAUAAGUAAUUAACAGCCUUAAUAGGAACAUUGUGUAUUUGCACUUACAAGGGUCCUGGACGUUGGAGGUGCAAAUAUGAUGGCAGAUAGGUGAAAAUCUGUUGAAUGUGGCAGAUAUUAAAGUAAGAAGAUCGUGAAAAAAAGAACGAAUGCAAUGCUCACUGACUGUGGAGGUCUUUACCAGGUGCUUCCAUGUCUGUUUACCAGAAUGCAUUAUGGGACGCAGACGUCACUCCACCAGCACGCACGCCGCUGCGCUGCCAGCACGCGGUUUCAAAGAUCUGAAACUGCUGCCAUUUUGUGUCUCGUCAAAGGGGCCAAGUAACAAUUUUCAGCAAAAUAAAUGCACCGUAAUGGUGAAUGAAGAGGGCAGUUUCAUACGAAGUUAUUCGAAAACGUCUUCUCAUUGAUGGAGACGGAGCUGGAGACGACAGACGUAUCAAUGUUCUGUUGAAGAGCUUCACCAAAUGGUGCAAUUCAACUGGGUCUCCUGAAGAAGGAUUCACACAGUACCAGAGGAUGUUGGGUACAUUGGCACAAUGUGAAUUCUCAAUGGGGAAGACCUUGCUGGUGUAUGACAUGAACCUCCGGGAAAUGGAAAACUAUGAGAAAAUAUACACUGACAUUGAACAAAACAUCACAUCAGCACAUGAUAAAAUAUCAGAAUGCAAAAAGGAGAUCCAGAGGGCAAAGAGAAUACGAAAGAAUCGUCAAGAGUAUGAUGCACUGGCAAAGGUCAUCCAGCAACAUCCAGAUCGCCAUGAAACACUGAAGCAGUUGGAGGCACUUGACAAAGAGCUCCAGCAGUUGUCUCACAUCAAAGAGAAUGUGGAAGAUAAGCUGGAGUUGAGGAAGAAACAGUUCCAUGUGCUCCUCAGUACCAUCCAGGAACUACAGCAGACACUGGAGAAUGAUGAGAAGUCAGAGAAUGAUGACGCUCAGGAAAGCUCCAUGGAGAAUGGAGAAUGAAUUCAUCUCGGCUGUCAAUGUAAUUUAGUUGGGUACAAUUUUUUUUGAUAAUGCUUUGCAUUUGAACAAUGAAGUUUCACUUGUUGACAUUUUGUUUUUAUAAUACCUGUAUGUAUUUUUGCUGAAUAAAGUUGUCAAUUGCUCUUC
This is a messenger RNA of Oncorhynchus tshawytscha (Chinook salmon), 1138 nucleotides long. It is a transcript of the gene thoc7, whose product is annotated as THO complex 7. NCBI's taxonomy places the organism in Eukaryota, Metazoa, Chordata, Actinopteri, Salmoniformes, Salmonidae. Gene Ontology annotation, biological process: mRNA export from nucleus; mRNA processing. The record is from RefSeq and is a predicted model, not a curated record. The transcript has 8 exons. Bases 383 to 991 code for a protein of 202 amino acids. Gene Ontology annotation, cellular component: THO complex part of transcription export complex.